AUGCUUGCUAAAGCAUUUUAUACAGCUGUAGCUGUAUUUACUGCUUCAGUGGCAUCUCAAACGUUCACUAGCUGCAACCCGUUGGAGAAGACUUGUCCUGCUCACCCUGCCCUGGGAGCCAGUUCGAUCAAAUGCGAUUUCACAAAAGGCAAAUGCGACGCUUUCAACCAUAAUCCUGGAACCACUAUCAACUAUAGUGACAAGGGUGCCCUCUUCUCCAUCGAAAACGACAAGCAGGCUCCCACCAUCGCCAGUAAGAAGUACAUCUUCUUCGGCCGUGUUGAUGUGGAGUUGAUGGCAAGUCCCGGCCAAGGCGUGGUUACUUCCGUCGUUCUUCAGUCUGGUGAUCUCGAUGAGAUUGACUGGGAAUGGGUUGGUGGGCGCAAUGACGAGGUGCAAACGAACUACUUCGGCAAGGGUGACACGACCACUUACGAUCGAGGGGCUAAGCAUCCCGUCACUGCGCCCCUCACAACAUUCCACACCUACAGCAUCGAGUGGACAUCUAAGAAGGUCGACUGGAUCAUUGAUAACCAGGUGGUCCGUACCCUCAACUACGCGGACGCAAAGGGUGGCUCUCGCUUCCCACAGACGCCGAUGGAGAUCAAGCUCGGUACUUGGGUUGCUGGCUUACAAGGCAACAGCGAAGGAACGGUCGAAUGGGCCGGUGGCUACACAGAUUUCACCAAGGCGCCUUUCCAAGGAUGGUACAAGUCAAUUUCCGUCGUCGAUUACGCGGGCGGAGAUGCUCCCCCAAAGGACAGCAUCAAGGAGUACCUCUACGGUGACAAGAGUGGCUCGUGGGAGAGCAUCAAGGUCGUUAAGGGUGAAUCCAGCAACGAUUCCAAGGAUGACGACAAGGUCAGCUCAACGACGCUUCAGGCUGUUCCAUCAGCCAGCAGUACCGCUUCUGCUUCUGGUACGAAGACCACUGGGGCAUCUAACCCCGCCAUCACACACUCGCCCAACAAUGGAACUUCCACCACCCCUAGCACGCUGCCCAUUUCUGGUGCAAACUCCAACAUCAUUUCGCUCUUUGGGUCCAUUUUCACUGUCGUCGCUGCUGCGAUGAUCAUCCCUGUUUUCUAA
Clonostachys rhizophaga is the source of this 1089-nucleotide messenger RNA. The record is from the annotation of a GenBank genome assembly. Lineage: Eukaryota; Fungi; Ascomycota; Sordariomycetes; Hypocreales; Bionectriaceae.